AUCCCCAGCCCCUUCUCUAUUGUUCUGUCAAGUAAACACACGUUCAAAAUCAAACUCAAGAAUUUGGGGAAAAUGGGGAAACCUGACCACCACAAACAGAUGCUGCAGAAUCGCACCAAAUCAUGGGGCAAGAAGAAGUUCAAGCCCGCUCCGUUUGUACGCAACAGGGCACCGGCACCCCUUCCCGAUCCCGAGGAGACAGCCCAACCAUGGCAACAUGUGAAGAGCGAUAUUAUAGACGAUGCUGCGGAGGCGGGCUACGCAAACCGACUGGAUGCGGACAGUGAGAAGGCGAAGGAGUUCCGAAGGCAACGGGAGCAGAACCACAGGCGAAGCAUAAUCGAGGCUACGCGCAACGAGACAACCACGUGGGAAUCCUUUGAAGAUGAACCCACUCCGUCCAAAAAAAAGAAGGGAAAGAAUAAGAAACAGCCUGCGAUGCCGACUGGAAAGUCCACAUUUGAAGAGUGCGAUCGGUCCAAGGGAGAAUUGCCAACCAACACCGAGAACUUUACCUUCAAGGAACGCGAUUUCUAUCGCAGAAAGCUGACGCUCGGCGUUUCCAUGGCCAGUCGGAAAGCGAGCCUAAAAACUGCCAUCGCAGAUCUGACCAGAAAUGGCGUGAAGGCGCCAGCACAUCCGGCUCCAGUGCAGCAGAAAGCAAGGGUGCAGAAGGUCAAGCCGAAAAAGGAGUUGACGGAUGCCAUGAGGAACAACCCAUUCCAGAAGCAGAGCAUUGAAUAUUAGUCGUGGCGUGUGUGGGUUGGGGGACAAAAUCAGAAAUGUAUACACAACAUUACUACACGCUUUAUGUAAAUCUUAGACAUAGUGGUACAAAUACAUGUGGAAUAGGUCUGCAAAAAUAAUAAAUAAACUAAACAAAAUGA
Messenger RNA from Drosophila guanche, 887 nucleotides. RefSeq lists its product as uncharacterized. The transcript has a single exon. The coding region runs from base 73 to 747 and encodes 224 amino acids. Lineage: Eukaryota; Metazoa; Arthropoda; Insecta; Diptera; Drosophilidae. The record is from RefSeq and is a predicted model, not a curated record.